Molecule: messenger RNA, 1440 nt
Organism: Eutrema salsugineum
Lineage: Eukaryota; Viridiplantae; Streptophyta; Magnoliopsida; Brassicales; Brassicaceae
Product: transmembrane protein 53
Exons: 4
Coding region: 71-1273 (400 amino acids)
Source: RefSeq, a predicted model, not a curated record
AAUUUUGCGAGAGAAAUCUUUUUUUUUUUCCUUUGUCUAAUCUCAUUUUCCGAAUCGUUCGAAAUCGGCCAUGGAAGCAACAGCAAGAAUUUUCAGUACUUCUGCUCUCAAUCGUCGUCUCCUUCUCACCAAGAUAAAUGUAAAUCUAGAAACCCGUUCGAUCAAAUACACAAAUCAGCUCUGUUCUCCCUUUCACAGUGCCGUUUCCCGGGAAUCCUCUAUCUCCGCCGCUCGUAUACGGUGCUCUUCCCGCCCCCCGAAUGCGAAGCCCUUCAAAUCCCUCUUCUCGCUAACGUCACAUUUCCGUCUCGAGAACUCCGCCGUUCACGCCAACCCAUUCCGAUCCGAACCUAACGACGGCGUCGCCGUCUGGAACAGAGCUCCACGGAGCGUGAACGGAGUAGGAAACGCGACGACGUUCGGCGGGAACGGGAAAGAGACGACGGUGGUUCUCCUGGGUUGGUUAGGAGCGAAAGCAAAACACCUAAGGAGAUACGUGGAGUGGUACAAUUCCAGAGGAAUUAACGCCGUUACUUUCACCGUUGACGUUAGGGAUUUGCUCCGGUUAGAUCUUGGCCGGCGGCUUGAACGACGGAUUGCUGAGUUUGGGAACGAAUUGGUCAAUUGGGUAUCGGAGAAAGAAGACGAUGGUAGAGAAAAAUGUUUGGUGUUCCACAGUUUCAGUAACACUGGUUGGCUUGUCUAUGGUGCUUUGCUCGAGAGCUUUGUGGGCAGACAAGAGUUAAUAGAAAAGAUUAAGGCUUGUAUCAUCGAUUCGGGAGGAGCAGAUCCUCUAGAUACCAAGAUUUGGGCAGCUGGGUUUACCGCUGCCAUAUUGAAAAAGCGUAGCUCCACCAUAAACACAGAACCAAUCAGUCCCAUAAACGAAGACGAUGCUUCAAACCCACAAAAGAAGGAACCUCUAGGACUCGAAAACAUGAUGCUAUCAUCACUAGAGAAACUCUUCCCCAUCGUCUUAAACCUCCCAGAUGUCAACAUGAGGCUAAAGAAAAUCAUCAAGAAACUCUAUGAGAACCAUCCUCCAUGUCCUCAGCUCUAUCUUUACAGCUCUGGGGACAAAGUUGUUCCGUCUCAUUCCGUAGAGCAACGGAUCAAAGAACAACAGAAGAUGGGAAGAAGCAUACAUUCUUUCAAUUUCAAGUCGUCUCCUCAUGUCGAUCACUACCGGAAUUUUCGUGACUUGUACUCCUCACAGCUUCACAACUUCUUGCAAGAGUGCUUCACUCCAACAAAACAGCAAAAAGCUCUAUGACUUGGAACAUAUAUACAUCUUUUUUAGCAGAAUCUUUGUAUCGGGUUUAUUGUUUUUUUGGGUCCAAAAUAGUUAAUGAUUCUUAUUACCCAGACCCAGACUGUCGGACUGUUUCUAAUCUACUCCUAAAGAAUGUAUGGUACAAUUAUACUUAAAACCGAACCGAA